Messenger RNA from Limanda limanda (common dab), 3835 nucleotides. RefSeq names its product suppressor of cytokine signaling 7 (gene socs7). Gene Ontology annotation, cellular component: phosphatidylinositol 3-kinase complex. The record is from RefSeq and is a predicted model, not a curated record. The transcript has 10 exons. Gene Ontology annotation, molecular function: 1-phosphatidylinositol-3-kinase regulator activity. NCBI's taxonomy places the organism in Eukaryota, Metazoa, Chordata, Actinopteri, Pleuronectiformes, Pleuronectidae. The coding region runs from base 1 to 2460 and encodes 819 amino acids. Gene Ontology annotation, biological process: phosphatidylinositol phosphate biosynthetic process; intracellular signal transduction.
AUGAUGAACAACGCGCAGGAUAUGUCGCCGGAUUUCGUGUUGAUGCGCCUGGUGUCCGCGGCGGAGGAUGACCGCCUGGACCCGGAGAACGGGACCGUGCCGCCGGGCGGAGUGGGUCCGGGGCUGGGGAAGGAGGUGCUGGGUCCGGGGCUGGGGAAGGAGGUGCUGGCUCACAGCGGCGUCAAGGCGGGUCUGGAUCUCGGCGUCGAGCCUCCCGGGGGCCGCCUGAACAAAGGCCCGGUGCUCGGGCCGGGCACCGAGGCUCCUGCCGGCGGGCUGCCGGAGCGCAGAGUCCCGCUGCCCGCCCGGCCGCCGCCGCCGCAGAGCCCCAUGGAGGCCCAGGGCUUCGCUCCCAGCCCCGGCCCCGGCCUCCGGCCUCAGCUGCUGGUCUUCUCCAACAUAAUGCGGAACGAGGAGGGGAUUCUGGAGCUGGACCGACGGAACCAGCCGAGGGACGCGGUGGGUCUGGAGCCGAGCCCGGGCUCCGGCUGCUCCGGCCCGGCUGUCAACAACAACAGGCCCGGGGACGCGCAGCAGGAGCCGGGCUCCGGGUCCGCGGACCUGCGGGGAGCCGCGGAGCUGUGCCGCCGGCAGAGACUCCUCUCCACCCCGCCCGAGUGGCCCUUGUUGUCGGAGGGAUCCAGCCCUCUCUCCGGGGUGGAGUCCUCCUGGGGCUGCGGCUCCAGGGAUCGGGACGGGAGCGUGUUCGAGCUGGCCCGGCGCUUCGGGGAGCUGGGGGUCGGCGCGGUGCCCAAGAUGCUGUUUAAAGCCGGGGAGCUCCCGCAGUGCUCGUGUCAGGGAGCCCACGGGCCCGGGGGGGGGCGAGGGCAGCCCGGGGACGACCCCACGGAGACCAGCGAUGCCCUGCUGGUGCUGGAGGGGCUGGGCACCGGGGGCAUGGAGCCGUGCCCCGGGGAGGACGAGCCGGACGACGAGGCCGGACGCCGCGAGUUCCUGCUCCACAGGAAGAGGGAGAUCGUGCAGACCAUGUCCGGAGCUUUCUCCAUCAGCAGCUUCCAGGCGGAGCUGCGGCGGCAGGUGGAGGUGCUGGCCCCGGCCCGGGGCUGCAGCCUGCACGGGCCCGGGCCCGGCCGCCUGGCGCCGGGCAGCCCCGGGGACUCCGAGGUCCUGGCGCAGGUCUCAGCCGUGUCCCCGGUGCAGAGCUCCCCCUGGGCCGCGAGUCCGACCCUCAGCCAGGCCUCGACCCCCCGGAGGCGGCCGGAGCGCACCCCCCCGGGCCGGGCGGCCGGGCCGGACAAGAGCCUGAAAGUCCCGGGCAAGUCCAAAAAGGGCUCGUUGAAGAUCCGGCUCAGCAAACUGUUCCGGACUAAAAGCUGCAGCGGCUCCAACCACCUGCUGGACAAGAGGCCGUCGGUCACCUACUCGGUGUCCUCGGCCGGGAGCCUGGUGGACAUGGGGGGCUCUGCUGGAGCCGAGCAGGACAGCCACCACCAGCCCAGACUGACCCGGGCCCACAGUGCCUUCUCCCCCGCCUCCCUCUCCGCCUCCCUCUCUGCUUUCACCGGUGAGACUGUUUCUCUGGUGGACGUGGAUAUUUCUCGGCGAGGGGCGAACACGCCACACCCCCCCACGCCGCCCCCUCCUCCACGCCGAAGUCUCAGUCUGCUAGAUGACAUAGCCGGGCCUCAGCCUGGGCCUUUCCUAGUUAUGGGCGCCUCCCUGCAGUCCCUCCCCCUGCCUCUCCCUCCUCCUCCUCCUCCCUCCCACGCCACCAUCCAGCACAGUCUCAGCCUCAAUGACGCCUUCCUCCGGGCCCUCCCUCAUUCAACCCCAUCGCCGGUCGACGCGUUACCCCCGUCCAGACAGGCUCCGCCCCCUAUGCUCUGUGCACUGCGGCGCUCUGAGGCCAGCAACUUCACCGCCAGUCUGAGGGAGCUGGAGAAGUGCGGCUGGUACUGGGGUCCGAUGAACUGGGAGGACGCAGAGAUGAAGCUGAAGGGGAAACCGGACGGAUCCUUCCUGGUCCGAGACAGCUCGGACCCCCGAUACAUCCUGAGCCUCAGCUUCAGGUCGCAGGGAGUCACGCACCACACACGCAUGGAGCACUACAGAGGGACGUUCAGCUUGUGGUGUCACCCCAAGUUUGAGGACCGCUGCCACUCGGUGGUGGAGUUCAUCGAGCGAGCCAUCAUGCACUCCAAGAACGGCAAAUUCCUCUACUUCCUGCGCUCCAGAGUCCCAGGGCUUCCUCCCACUCCAGUCCAGCUGCUCUAUCCCGUGUCUCGCUUCAGCAACGUGAAGUCACUACAACACCUCUGUCGCUUCUGCAUCCGGCAGAUCGUUCGCAUCGACCACAUCCAGGAGCUUCCACUGCCCAGACCUCUCAUCUCCUACUUGAGUAAGUUUUAUUACUACGACCCGGAGGAGGAGAUGUACGUGUCAAUCAAGAGCAUCCCGAGGCUGGUGGGGGCCGCGCAGGAGGCGGAGUCACAGACGUAGCAUCGGAGAUUUCCUCAGCUCAAGUUUCUGUGUGGAGGACUGAUCUGAACUGGUCUUCCAGCAUCAGCCGAUCCCAGUCCCUGAGAAUCCCUGUGUCCGGUUGGACGGGGCCAGAACCGCCUCUCUGUUGAUUUGGACUAAUGAAAGGAGGGACAGUGUUUCCAAACUGAGGUUGUGCCGAGGACUCCGACUCGUCCGCGGAGGGACGGCAGAGACGCUCUCGCCUGCGGACAUGUCGGUGGAAACGAAAGGAAAUUUUUGAACUUGAUUUGCAAAUUUCCCCGAAACCUGCUGAACUGGACUCUGAAAACACAAAUGCACUGGUCAGUUUUUACAACUGUUGUUUGCUGCCGUUUUCUUGUUUUUCCUUCCAUUCUGUCAAGAUGAGUGAUUCUGGAUGAACCGUCGCCCGGAGGAUGGAAACACACACGAGGCAGGGCCGAGCUCGACCAGCGCCGAGCUCGACCAGCGCCGAGCACGCCACAGUCGGCACGGGUCGUAGAGAUGGAGGCGGAGAGAAAUGUGUCAAAAUCAAGUUUCCAUUGUUAGCAAAAAUACUACGACUAGCAAAAUGACAUGACGGAUUAAAUGAAACCAGAACUUUAUUCUGCUUGUGACACCAGCUGACCCUGACAGAUGUGAUGAACUCUUCCUAACUCCUCAACCUGAAGUUCAUUUCUGUUUCUCUAUCGGCUGAUCACUCUGAGUCUCUGUUGAGUUUCACUUGGCUCUGAUCCGACAGCAGCGACUGACGCCUUCCUCCUGCUGAUGGUGUUUCUCAGAAGCUCCAGACGCUGCUGUCAGGAGCGUUUCUCCAACAAUCAAUGAAAUACGCCAAAUUAAAAACCAUUAUUUAUUAAAGUCCACUUAACCCGGGUCUCCUAAACACUAAGGCUUCAUCCACACUUAGAAACACAUCAACCCUGCUACAGAUUCCUCGUGCGUCCACACUGCUCCGGAGUUCUAGAGUGUCACUGGAGAACCAGAACCUCCAAUCCUUAUUCUUUUAAAGAAGUAGUUUGGUUAAAAAUAAUAAUGAUAGAUGGAGGUAUUUAUCCUGACACCACCAGAGGGAGACACUUGAUAUCUGAGGAGUUCUUUCUAAACGUUUAACUCCUCAGUCAACAGGAGACACUAAAAUUCACUUUAUAUAUAAAACUAUGUUUUUAACAGAGCUACAAUGGCUUAGAGCAGAUUUAUCUUUUACAGUGUCACAGCUCAUUGGGACUGAAGGCGGGACGAUGAAGGAGUUUUGUAAAUAAACAUCAAAUCUGUGUUGAGACAUUGGUUUGAAUUUGGAGUCGAUGCAUCGGGAGGUUUUGAGAUUACACCCAGAUGCCUGGUUCCUCCCCUCAUGCCCUGCCUCAUGAAGUGU